GAUCAAGUAUCUGCCGACAGCCCAGCGUUAUAUAAAACCUGCAAAGUGGAUAAAGAUCAUCUGCAGUAGGCAAACUGUGCAAGGAUAAAAUGUUUCAAAUUAUAAUUUUAGUGGCAUCUUCUUUAGCGUUGACAGCGGCCGUUCAGUUCACGGACUGUACCACUGACAAGAGUAAUGCAAUUGUGACAGUGCAACAACUGGACUUUUCUCCGUCUCCACUUAUAUUUCCGGGAGAUGUGCACUUUACAUUGAAUUUAACAGCUUAUCAGCCGAUUAAUUAUCUGUUCGUGGACGUUGUACUAGAGAAAAAAUUACUCGGAAUAUGGACAAAAGUUCCGUGUAUUCGAAACAUAGGCACAUGUAACAAUAUUGAUUUCUGUCCGAUACUGCCCACUAUUCUAAAUGGAUCUUCGUUAAUAUCAAAGGAGUUGGGACAGCAAAUUGAUACAAUGCUGGAAUCAGCACUUGGACACAAACUACGUUGUCCCAUCCAGCCUGAGACUCUAGAUAUAAAGGAUUAUACUCUUAGCCUUCAGGCAGUUUCGAGUACCCUUUCCUGGUUUAGUCAUGGCGACUAUAGGAUCCAGAUAUCAGUGAAAGACGAUCCUACAACCACAGACAACCUUGGUUGUAUAAAGUUCCUGGCGAAGAUAGGAGUUCCAACACCAGGGGUCGGCUGAGCCGUAUUUUUUGCAACAAAGAGUGACACUGCAUACAAUAAAAGUCCAGUUAUCAGACAAUUUGUUUAGUCAAGUCCAAAAUAUAUUAUCUCAACUUGUAUGCUUUUUCAGGAACCCAUUCUCCGUUGCAUUUUAAAAUGGUUAUGAUACAAAACACAUUUUGUAAUAUAUUUUUAUACACGGCGAUUGAAAGAGCUCAAUAAGACACCGUGACAUAACCUACGACGACAUGGUACUGUGUUGCAGAACAAUAAUUUCCUUUAAAAUAGAUUGUUUAUAAUUUCACGAGUUCAUUACCAGAUAAAAAAGUUUAAUUAAAUGGUUUAAAAUGUG
This is a messenger RNA of Mercenaria mercenaria, 1013 nucleotides long. RefSeq names its product ganglioside GM2 activator-like. Lineage: Eukaryota; Metazoa; Mollusca; Bivalvia; Venerida; Veneridae. The coding region runs from base 90 to 680 and encodes 196 amino acids. Gene Ontology annotation, biological process: lipid transport; ganglioside catabolic process. Gene Ontology annotation, cellular component: cytoplasmic side of plasma membrane. The transcript has 4 exons. The record is from RefSeq and is a predicted model, not a curated record. Gene Ontology annotation, molecular function: enzyme activator activity; lipid carrier activity.